AUGAUAAGCGCGACGAGACGCUGGUUUCAGCGCCAUCGCAAUGGUAUAGCUAUUGGUGUUGGUGUGAUUGGGGUGGGAUACCUGGCUGGUCAAUUUGUCUUAUCGAAGAUCACGGAGGCUAGGGAGCGCAUGAGUAGUGAGAGGAUAGCCCGAGAGAACCUUCGAAGGAGAUUCGAACAAAACCAGACUGACUGCACCUUUACCAUUCUUGCCUUGCUUCCGACGGCUACGGAGAAUAUCCUUGAAGCUCUACCCGUCGAAGAACUGACGAAUGAACUGCAGCAGAAGAAAGCGGAACGUCUUGCAAAACUCAAACCUGGGGAGGCGACAGGGUCUGAGAUCAGUUCGAAUUCACCGAGCACAGCGGAGGAUGAUGGGCGGAGUCUUUCAAGUUUCCCAAGUGAAGGGUAUGUGCAUGCAAGCCAGGUCGGGGAGAGCGCUUCAGGAACAAAUUCCCCGAAGCCAAAAGGUAGAACUCAAUUAUGGAAUGACCUGAAGAUUAAUUCAUUGACGAGAUCGCUUACCCUUAUCUACACCCUCUCCCUCCUGACCCUCCUCACACGCAUCCAGCUCAAUCUCCUCGGUAGACGAAAUUAUCUUUCUAGCGUGGUAUCGCUGGCCUCCUCUCCUCAGGGCCAAUCAACUAUCAAUCUUGAAGACCAUGAUGACGACGGCAUUGGACAUGCCUUUGGCAAUGACUUUGAAACCAAUCGACGCUAUCUAACUUUCAGCUGGUGGCUCCUACACCGUGGCUGGCAACAGCUAAUGGACAAGGUCAAGGAAUCUGUAGAAGAAGUGUUUGGGCCUGUGAAUCCGCGAGAGGACAUGACGCAAGAGAAGCUGUCGGAAUUGACCCUCGCUGUGCGGAAGAAGGUUGAAGGGGCUACGGAAGAAGAGCGAAGAUCAACAUCAUGGCUCCCAUACCUCCUCCCCUCCCGGGACCAGGAAGACUAUGUCCUCAAAGAAUCCGGAGUUCUCUCCGCCUCCGAAACCUCCCCCCCCCAAAGCCCCUCAAGCCUCCGUCACCUCCUCGACGAAACCUCCGACCUAAUCGAGUCUCCCCAAUUCUCCCAAAUCCUCACCCUCCUCAACAACGAAGCCUUUUCCACCCUCAUCGAUACCAAAUGUGCAGUCGAGGCCUUCAAAAGCAACCCCCCGCAGGACCCACGGUCAGACGAACAACUACAACAAGCCUUCUCAUCCUCCUCAACUCUCCACCCAUCCCCCUCCCCUCCCCCACCCUCUAAAACCAAACUCGCCACCAUCCUCGCCGUAAUCGCCCGCCAAGCCCACGUCAUUGGCAACGGCAAUGAUCCGCCAAACGAAUACCUGGCCGCCAUGGAGCAAGGGGUUCGUGAACUCGAGGCCUUUGCUGCUGUCGUCUACAGCAGCAACUUCGAUGUCAAGCUGCCCAUCAUCCCAGAUCGAAAAUCCGGUGAAGCGGUGGCGGCGUCGGGGUCGAAGAGAGAUAAUAUAUUGCAGGGUUUGGGGGACUUUUCCAGCGAGACGCUGAUGGGGGGUGGAGGGAGUGUUGUUUGUGUGGAUGGCGGAUCGGCUGCGAUUGAUGAGGGCGAUGCUACGUCCGGCUUUGAGAAGGUGUGGGGUAAAGCGAAGAAAAAAAAUAGAGCGAAAGAAGAGAUUUUGAGAUGCUCUAGCGGGUCACAUAUUUUCUACGGGCAUUCUCCCGACCUAGACACGUUUCGGGAAUCUACUUCUCUACCUAGUUCUACUAAAAUCCAUUGCCGUUUAACGCCGUCCGAUCUUCCAGGUGUUGAUAAUUUAGCAAGACUGGCGGAUGCUAUUCAUGGUCGAUUAACUGUGUGUCAAGUCAGCAUGGGUCUGCGAACGGUCCCUAUGAUGAGCGAACGGUCUGCGAAGCGAUGUUGGGCGGGAAAUGUCAGAACUGAGAAGCUGAUGCCUCCAGGUUUUAGCUAUUUAGUAACUACGCUGGUCAGCGUAGCUCCGCUCCGUUCCAUGUCAAAGGAGGUUGGAAAGAGGUCCUUAUUUAUUAUUUCUACAUCCAUUUCUCCCUCCUUUUCUUCUUUUAUUUCCCUUCCCUUUCCCCGCAUCCUUCGACAUCUCAGUUUGCCUGGGUUCGUUCGCGCUGGAACGUUGUGGACCAGCAUGGCUUCAGUCGCCAGCUCCGCGGCCACGGCCUCCCCUUCACCCGCGGUCAGAGCAACCCCUCAAGGAGGUGUUUUUGACCAUUUAAACCCCACUCACUAUGACCCCAAAAACCCUAUCACGCUCUUCAUAAUCCAGGCAGGUAUCAUUAUCAUCGUAUGCCGCGUCCUGCACUAUCCUCUUUCCAAGAUCCGUCAGCCUCGUGUGAUAUCCGAGGUGAUAGGUGGUAUUCUUCUGGGGCCUUCAGUCAUGGGGAGAAUACCUGGAUUUCAGCAGGCCAUUUUCCCCAAGGAAUCUAUACCCAACCUUAACCUGGUAGCCAACCUUGGUCUGGUUCUCUAUCUGUUCAUGAUUGGAGUGGAAACCAAUUUACGCUCCAUGUUGAGUAAUUGGAGGGUUGCUGUAAGCGUGUCUGCAGCCGGUAUGAUUCUGCCCUUCGGGUUCGGUUGUGCAGUUGCCUAUGGCUUGUACUAUGAAUUCAAAGACGAGUCGGGUCUGGCCCCUAUUAGUUUUGGAACAUUUAUGCUGUUCAUUGGUAUCGCGAUGGCAAUUACUGCUUUCCCUGUCCUUUGCCGUAUCCUGACGGAACUUGAGCUUCUUAACACGACUGUAGGCGAGAUUGUCUUAUCAGCUGGUGUUGGUAACGACGUUGUUGGCUGGAUCCUCCUUGCUCUCUGCGUUGCUCUCGUCAAUGCAAGUACCGGAUUGACUGCGCUAUGGGUUCUGUUAACCUGUGUCGGUUUUGUGCUAUUUUUGACGUACGCCGUGCGCCCAGUGUUCAUCUGGUAUUUGAAACGCACAGGCAGUUUACAUAAUGGCCCCGAUCAGUCUGUCGUCGCGUUGACUUUGCUUCUCGCAUUUGCUGCCGCUUUCUUUACCCAGGUAAUUGGCGUGCACGCGAUUUUCGGUGGAUUUCUCGUUGGUCUCAUCUGCCCCCACGAAGGCGGGUUUGCCAUCAAAACCACGGAGAAGAUCGAAGAUCUCAUCGGGGCUGUUUUCCUACCACUAUAUUUUGCUCUUUCGGGACUUAAUACUAAUAUUGGCCUCCUGGACACUGGAAUAACCUGGGGCUACGUGGUUGCUGUCGUUGUGAUUGCGUUUAUUGCGAAGGUUUCGGGUGGGAUGCUGGCAUCUAGACUGAACGGUCUCGUUUGGAGAGAAAGUGCUGCCAUUGGUGUACUAAUGAGCUGUAAGGGUUUGGUUGAGCUUAUUGUCCUGAAUAUUGGUCUCCAAGCGAGAAUUCUCAGCACCCGAACCUUUACGAUAUUUGUUGUCAUGGCUCUUCUUACUACAUUUGCUACGACACCGCUCACCAUUUGGAUUUACCCGGAGUGGUAUCGGAAUCAAAUGGAGAGAUGGAGACGCGGUGAGGUUGACUGGGACGGAAAUGAAAUCUCAUCUGACGGGGAUCGUAUGAGCAGCUCAGAAAUCUCCCGGCAAAAAGCACAACGCUCAGCGGCGCAGAAGUUCCUGAUCUAUCUCCGGCUUGACAAUUUGGCCGGACUAUUUACUUUCGUCUCACUGCUGGGUCCUGGGGACGCUUCGAAAGCUGUCACUAGCAAGGUGCAUCACCUCAACAAAGGCGAUAGGGCUGAGACGGUGCCAGACCGGAAAGAACGCCCAGUGGAGGUUCAUGGUCUCCGUUUGACUGAACUUACCGACCGUGAUUCCAGUGUAAUGAAAGUAUCAGAGGUCCAUGACUAUAGUUUCAGCGACCCAAUUCUGAACACAUUCAGAAUUUUUGGUCAGCUGAAUACCCUGACUGUCUCUGGAGCCGUCGUCAUUUCUCCUGAACACGCCUAUGCUGAAACAAUCGUUAGCAAAGCUCGUGAUAUAUUGUCCGAUUUCAUCCUUCUUCCCUGGAGUGAAACGGGGAGCAUGAGCGAGCACCAGAAUCUUCUUCUCGAUGACAAAAAGGAAAAAUUCUCAACGGGUCCCCAUACCGCAUUUAUCAACACAAUCCUAAAGAAUGCCAAAUGCCCAGUUGGAGUCUUUGUCAACAAAGGCUUUGGAGGACCGCAAUUAACAAGACCGCAACCAGGACAUUUGAGUCGCUCCGUCAGCGGCACCAGCAUCUACAAGUCAGCAGACAUCACGCUGUCUCCGGCACUGAACCAAGGACAUCACGUUUUCUUCCCUUACUUCGGCGGAGCCGAUGACAAAGUAGCACUUCGCCUUGUCCUCCAACUCGCAAGAAAUUCAACUGUAUCUGCCACGAUUCUUCAUGUCGAUACAACCGAGGCGCCACCGGACCUCGUCUCCUCAAACAAAGAAAAAGCACCUACUGCUACUACCACUACUGCACCUACAGCCCUAGCUGCCGAUGCCUUCUUCAACUCCAUCCGUGACUCCGUGCCUGAAGCACUCAGUGACCGCGUCGUGUUCCAGAAUCUGAAAACGACAUCAGCGGAUGUAAUCACCGCUGUCUUGGAUGCUGCGAGAGCGGAUGUGGGGAAGUCGAAAGACAAUACCGGCGAUCUUGUUAUAACUGGACGCAACAACGUAGCCGCUAGGUCGCUGACACCUGCAGGGUUGUCUUCCUCCGGAGAGAUUGGGUUGGAGGCUAAAAGGGCACUUGGUGCUCUGGGUGAAGCGAUGGCGGCGACGUCGAAUUCGAUUCAAGCUAGUUUGCUUGUUGUACAUGCCACCGCUCCGAAUGUAUAG
This is a messenger RNA of Paracoccidioides brasiliensis Pb18, 4788 nucleotides long. RefSeq lists its product as uncharacterized. The record is from RefSeq and is a predicted model, not a curated record. Bases 1 to 4788 code for a protein of 1595 amino acids. The transcript has 11 exons. Gene Ontology annotation, biological process: peroxisome organization; proton transmembrane transport. Gene Ontology annotation, cellular component: peroxisomal membrane. Gene Ontology annotation, molecular function: antiporter activity.